AUGGUCAGAGGUGGUAAGUACAGGUUUUCUGUACGAGCGGCUGUGAGAGAGUACAAGUAGCAUUUUCAAAAGAUCGCGCACGUUCGGUAACAGGCAACUGGACAAUAUCGCGACGAUUGCAAUACGAUAAAUACAUACGAGGUAUAAUCCGUAAAAAACCGUGAACCCCCGACGGAUUUAUUCACGGUCGGUUCUCGGAUCGAUCUAAAGCGCGGUACAGGCGAUGUCGGCGGCCUACCUGUGGUAAAACGGAUGUGCCCGUAACGAGCGCGUUCUCUACACUUUUACUCGGCACGUGUGCGAAAAUAAAAUUGACGCGACGACUUUCCCCGCAAACGCUCGAUCGCUGCAUUCAGUUCUCCUCCGAUCGUUUAUUUACCGCGGAUUAGAAACGUCGCGUUGUUGGCGCGAUCCACGAACAGCGGCGGCCAAUCACGGCGCGGACACAUGCGUGUCGGUUACUAACGAUCCUCGGAGGUCCGUUUAUCGGCGCCGGAAUCGUGAAGUGCCGCGUAAAACCGCCGGAAACAUUUGUAACGGCGCCCGGCCACCGCCACUUGUGAAACCCGUAACCGGGCGCCCGGUAGUAGUCGCGAUUUCGGCGUGUGCCAGAAGUACUCGGUUCGGGCGCGCGUUCCUCCGCAGCACCCCGUACGGUUCUCGGCGGCGUCGUCAUAUUUUUAGACACCGCGGGCGUAACGCAUGUAAGCGUACCCGCGGCGCGCGCUGCGUCGUGUCACACCCGAAAUCGUCUACUUUCCGCGCGGCGGAACUCCCGUUCCGAGGGGGGAAACAAAAUCAAAAGAAAAGAGUGCGCGGGCGCGAAUUUCGGAGGGCGAAACCGGCGUGUGUCGUCACGGUCAGUGGAAAACGGUUUUUUGAACUCGGGUCUCGUUGCUCGACGAGAAUUGGUAAUGGUGAAAAAAACGCGUCCGUCCCCGCCUCGCCGUCCGGAACAACGUCCUCUUUUUUUUUUUUUUUUAUGAAAAUCGGGCGCUUUCGAUGGUCGCUCUAAAACCCCCCGAAAACCCCCUCGAAUUUUGCCGCGGCGGGGCGUUUUGCUGGACGGGGGACGGCACACGCGGGCUCACGGCGUCCUCUGAAUACUCGAUUUGUUUCGUUUGUCGCGCUGUCGUUAAAAAAAUAAUCAAGAGGCGGAUUUUUUUUUUUCGACACGAUUUAUAUCGGCCGCCCGUUUUUAAUGUUGUCCACUGUUGUUUUCGGUACUAUUUCGCGCGGACGCAUUUCCUUCCGUUCGGUUAUGAACCCGACAAUACCGUCGUGCAUACCAUACAGGGUUUCUUGUUGAGUUGUUCCGGUGGCGAAUUGUGAAAGUAUCGGGAAAAUUCCCGACGAAGUGAACAAACGCACGUUGAAAUUCAAUAACAACUCGAAAACAAUUGUCAUUCGUUUUGCAAAUGUUCGCGUAACGGUUCGAUUUAAGUGUAUCAACGAGCAUUCGACGUUCAACCGGACUCGCUCAGAAUCGUCAGAGGUUGAUUAAAUACACAACGAUGCUUGUUCACGCAAAGGCGUGCGCCGCACGAAUUAUAUUUAUUUUACAAUUUUUCGCCUGUUAUCGCGCGAAGUGUGUCCAUCUUUUUUUUUUUUUUUUUUUCGUUUUUGCGUCUGUAAACAACUUUUCUACCAGAACUCUUGGUCCGAUCAAAACCUUUACAGCAACACUUUCUCGUAGCGUUGUUUUUGACCCGGUGGCGCGCCGAGGUGGUAACUGUUCGAUUUCCCGUGUGGUUUUCUUAAACGAACGUGUAAAAAAAAAAAUUGAUAAUUUCCGGGCCGCUCUCUCGUCCCGCGUCCUGACACUUGCUUCCAAAACAACAACAAGAGCGAUGCGCUCCCCUCCCCACCCCCCCGCGCGACAACGCCGUGUCGUCGUCGCUUUCGAAUUCGAAAAGAAUCGCGUAAAACGCUGGCUCGCGUCCCGGAAUAACGGGGCCCGCCGAGAAAAAAAAAACAAAAACAAACAAACAAAGAACUGGGCGGACUGCCCAAUAUGUGCGCGGUUCUCCGAGAGCAACGCGGCCGCUACAAGUAUCCGCGCGUAUUAAACUAUUGCCGUCGCGUUUGAUUUUUCUCGACGUCGGACGUUUUCCGAACGAACGGUUGGUCGUGCACCGGGCGACGGACACCGACGCGGCCGGUCCUUCGAUUUUACAUUCCCCGCGCAAUCGGCCCAAGCGCGCGCGCGCGCGCGCUGUGAUACCUUAGACCAUUCGGCACCUGUUUAUUAAUACGUAAACAGUGUUAUCAUAUUUUCGUGUUAAUAAUCACAUCGGCCGUAAUCCGACGAUUUCCGAGUUGCGACGUUUUCUUGUUUUUCUUUUCGAAAUUAAAAAUUUCACACCGCCGUUUAAAUAACUCGCCCGUUGAGCAGUACCCAUAUUUCGCACGCUCGUUCUUGUCGUGGAAACCGCGUAAAUCGACUUAUGCACGAAUCAUGUAUACAGAGUAAGAGAAAAAAAAAAAAAAAAAACAACAGACACGACGACAAGUCCAACACGAAAACUCUUUGUUACCAUUGACUGACUGGGAUCAGAUUGUGAGUACCCUGCGAGCUUCUACAUUGUCGCGUUUGAUCGCCCGCUCCACUUACUUUGUCAUUGUUGGUUCGGCCGUGUCGUAAUUAUACCCGCAGUGUAUUUUCGGUUUGACAUUAUGCUAUGUAGGCAACCUACCGUUGAUUACAAUUUUUUAUUUCAAUAAAAACCAAUGUUUACCCAAAACCAAGUACACGUAUUUUAAACAUGUACGUAUCAAAUACCCAGUCCACCCAGCUGUGGCGUCCGUACGUGUAUAUUUUUAUUGAAAAUCCUUACCUUGCUUUUAAGUAGUAUUUUGAAAUACGAUAUGUUCGUUGUUAUGAGGUACGCAAAUGGCAAAUAGUUUUGUUGAAGAACAGCGAUAGCUUACAAUUAAAUAAUAUUUGUUAGCAAGUAUGUUUGUAUUCAACAGGCUGCAUAUUUUUAUACAUAGCUUAUUAUGUUACCUAGUAAAAUUACAUUUAUACAUUUUUAAAGCCAGUCAAUUUCAAUUGUAUUAACUGUUCUCAACAUGGUAACUAGUUUCUGAUUAAACUAUAAUCCAUUUUACUAAAUAAAAUUGCUUAAAAAAAAAAAAAAGAAAAAGUUGAUGUUAAGAAGACCGAGUAGUGAGUGAUUAUAAAUAGUUCAUUUGGAUUACAUUUUCAGAAGAAUAAUUUCCUAAUUUUACUGUCCAGAAAUUUAGGUAGAUACUAUUAACAUUUUACGAAAAGGUCACAUGUGUGUUUGAAAAAUAUUCUUCUCUUCAAUUUUACUACAGUAUUAAAGAUUUGUGUUACCUAUCUGGUUGCUGUCUUGGAUAAAUUUAAUGUAAAAUUGAUUAGUUAUCCUCUUAACACCAAGUCGGGUAUUUAGAUGUAUGUUUAAUUUGAUGAAUUUUAAAGAAAGUUUUUACAAUUUUUCAUAUUCAUUGUGUCUACAAUAAAUUAAUUAUACACUAUGAAUGUAAAAAUACAUUUUAAACAAAAUUUAACUAGUUGUUACUUGUUCACAGUUCUCGAAUUGAGGGGGGUCGGAGUGCCUCGACUAAUUUUUCAGAAAUAUAAGUGUACUUUCACUGUUUGUUUGAAGUUGGACACAUGGGAAUCAGUGGAGGAUACAAGGUACCAUGUAUGGAAAGAGCUGUAUAAAAGAGAUUAUACCUAUGAAAGUAUUCAGUGGAAUUUCAUACUUCGAUUAUUUUUCAUUGAAUAAACAAAAUGUAAUAAAACAGGAGCAGUAAAUGUAACAGUUACAAGUUUUACCUAAAUUUUUCUAGGGGUUUCCUCAUAAUUAAGAAUACUGUAAAGAAAACCGAAAAAUAAUUGGAACAAGAUUUUUGGUAGAAAAAUGUAGUUCACAUGCAGAAAAAGAACAAACACAUCGUCAUAAUAGAAUCAUAGACCAUAUAGUAGUAACCAUCAUAUUAGAAUCUAAAAUAAACAAUAUCUACUAUAGUGGGUACUAUGUAAGCAAAAGUUAGCCUGCAGUAGGUAGUGUUUGUUUUCGGAAAUUAUAAAUUACCGAAUUAUGUUUAAAAGUUGGCGUGGGAAGUGUGGAAGGCUUAGCUUCCCAUGGGUCGGGUUGUGUUCAAUAAUUGAAGGGGCGCUAAUUUUUUUUUUUAUGUCUAAUAGUCCCUCUUCUUUUAUUUAUAAAUUAGAGCACUGCUUAUUGAGGGAUUUUUAUUACGCAUAUUCUAAUCAAUAUAUCUUUAUCUUCUAUCAUUAGGACCGUACAUUUUUAAAUUAAAAUUUAAUCUUUUUAAACAUUUUUAUAAAAGAAUCCUGUUAGUUUCUUGUUUACAAAUAAUAAAUUUAAUAUUCAAUACUUAACUAAUAUUAUUAAUUGUUUUAAUUUCAGUAAUGGAAGACGUUAAUAAGUUAAUAAUUGAAUUGAAACGCACUGGAGAAUAUUAUAUCACUGGUCAACAAAAAUUAACACUCAAUACAGAAAUUAUUCACACCAUCAAUACCAAAGUGCUGUAUUCACUACAUUUGGAUCACAUUUUAGAUCAUCAUUAUUUAUGUGAAAUUCUCAAAAAAAUUACCAAGUUAAAUUUAUUUAAGUCACCCAAUGUGGAUCUCAAUAGUUCUAUUAACCUUUCACCUUUCCAUAGUAUAAUUUAUUUAGAACUUCAUGAUAUAAAUAUAGAAAAUUUGAUUGGUCUAAAUUUUGAACAAAUUGAAGUUGUAAUUAUAAACGGUGCAAUCAAAUCUUUAGCUUUAUUAUUGAAAAGAAAAUUAGUCAACCUCAAAUAUUUAGCAUUAAGAGGCUGCCGUCUUAAAGAAUUGGAUGAAUCAUUAUUACUAGCACCUCAUCUUACAUAUUUGGACGUUUCCAGAAACUUAUUAACUGAUCUUGAAAAUAUUAAUAAACUGCAAUGCUUAGACAAUUUAAAAUUAAGUGUAAAUAGACUUACACAAGUACCUACAUUGAGUGAUUAUAGUGCUAGAAAUUUGACUAUAUUAAUAUUGAGUUAUAAUUUCAUAAAUGAUAAUACAACAGGUAACUAUUAUUUGUAUUUACAAUACUUUUUAUAAGUUUAAAAUAAAUUUAAUUAUAAUUUUUGAUGUAGACAAAUUCACAAGUAGUAAAAAAUAUUGUAUCCAUUUAUAUCAAAUUUACUUUUACAUUUAUAUUUUCAGUUUUGGAAUUUACAUUUCAAUCACAUCUAUUAUAAUAUUAUUAUAUAAACACUAACAUCUUAAUACCUAACCUUUUGUGUUUAAACAUAUAUUUUACCUACAGUGAAAUUCAUAAAAUAAUUGUAUUCUCAAUACUAUGAAUUAGGUUUGUCUUGCCACUGUUUAUGAAAUAUCAUAUAGCUGAACAGACAUAAAAUAUAUUUUUCAUUUUUAUUUAUACAGUGGUAGUUAUCCUAUGAUCCAACUGUUUUUUUUUUUAUUAUUUUCUAGAUUUCUGAUAAAUUUAACUUGUAUAUAUUUUAUGAAGGUUCUCAGAAUUAUUCUUAGCUACAAAUAUUUUUUUGAGGGUAGCCACCACUACAUUCAUAUAAAAUAUACAUUAUUUGUUUAACAACAUUGAUUUUAUGUAUUCCUAGGUUUGUUUAAAUUAACAAAUUUGAAAGUAUUAGAUCUGUCAAACAACAUGAUCUUGCACCAUGAAUCAAUAUCAGCAGUAGGAGACAUGGCUUUUUUAAAAUAUUUAAAUUUGGAAAAUAAUCCUAUAGCAUAUAUAGAAAAACAUAGAGAAAUAACUUGUGGAUAUCUUCAUGAAAAUGCAGCAGUUGAACUUGUAAGAAAUUUAAAAAUACAUCUAAACAUUCGUAUUAUUUUAUGAUUAAUUAUUGUAACAGUUUGAACUUGACAAUCAACUACUUUCAAAAUCGGAAAAGAAAUUCGCUGGACAGUUUUCUAGAUCAUUAGAUUUAUCAUUUUUGCAUUACCAAGAAACUCCUAGUAAAUUAUACAUUUAUUAUUAGUUUUAAUGGAUUUAAUAAUAUUUAUGUUUUUAUUAUUCCAAUGUUUUAGCAAAUGUUAAGGCUACAAAAAUAAGAUCUCCAAUAAUUCAAGAUCACAUAUCAGAUGAAAACCGUACUAUCCAAACACCAGUACUAAAAAUUGCCACAACAAAAAGUUCGGUACAUUUAAAUUUAGCAUUUGUUAUGUAGUUAUUUAAUUUUAAUUUUAGGUACUCAAAAGUCAGAACAUUUAACUACCAAAAGACAAAUAGAAAAUGUCCGCCAAAAGUUUGGAGAAAAUAAUUGGUUACACAGUCAAGGUGGAAGUUAUGUUCAAGAAAUCUUGGGUAUCAAACAGCCCCAAGUCAUUACUGUAUGGUUAUUAUUUUGUAAUGUUUGUUAAUGUGAAGAAAGUACAGUUGUGUUAUUGUUGUAUAAUAUUUGUUUAGGAAGAACCGCCUAUAACUGAGGAUAAUUCAAAAUUGAAUAAUAUUGAUGAAAAACAAAGUUCUGUAUUAGAUAAUGAAUCUCAUUUUGAAAAUGGUGAUGAGCCUGUAAUAGACAAUAACAAACUUAUAGAUUCCACAAAAAUGGAAGAUUUUACUUUACAAAAAGAUGAAGAACAGAUACUAUUAACAGGUCAGAUGACAUUUUAAUUUUAAUAUCAAGUUAAUGGAUUAUUUAUUGAAUAUUUUUUACUAAAGGUUCAAUGUGUAGAUAAAUUGAAAUUGCAGUUACAACAUGACCUUCUUGAUUUAGAGUUAAAAUUAUAGGUUAUUUGAUACUAAUUUUUAUGUAUUUAUGAUAAAGGUUUGUAAAGGUAUUAAGUUAAAGUUUACUCAUUUCUAAUGAGAUUCUUAUAAAACAAAAAUAAAUGUUUAAUGCCCAAUAGUUAAAUAAUAUUUAAAUUGGUUUCGUUAUCUAUAUAAUCUUUGUCCGAAACUAAAUUUUUAAACUUCAGAGAUUCACAGACUAUAAGAUUGGUUCUCUUGGAUAUGUUUUAAUUUUUAAUUUUAUAACCAGUUGUUGUUAUAACAUAGUUGCUUGUUAAAAUGCUGGUUGGAGGAUUAAUAUUAUGUUGUAUUGAAAUUUUGGUAAAAAUUUAUAUUAAUUUAAAAACUUUUUUCAAGGGAGUGGGUUAAAAUUUAAAAAUUUAGCAAUAUCUACAAAUUUUAGUAUAGCUGUCAUUGUUCAUAAAACUAUUUUGUUCAAUAAUUAUUAAUGUUUAAAUUACCUAUUAAAUAAUAAAUAUAAUACAAUGGAACCUAGAUAAGUUGAAAUAAAUACUGUUCCCUUAGGAAAACCUCUAUUACUUGAAAGAAAAACUAUAGAUAACUCGAACAUUCUGGUUACGAAUAUAGACUGAUAAUUUGUAUAAUCAUUUGUUUCAUCGGCUUGUGUGUCCCAUAAUUUAACCUAAUAUUAUGUUUAUUAUCAUAUUUUUCAUUUGAUUUAUUUUGAUUAUCAUAUUUUUUAUUCGGUUUAUUGUCACUACAUUCGGUAUAGUCAACCCAAAAAUCAAGUAAUGUAUACGAUAAAGCGUACUCUGUUCAAAAUGUAGUAGAAAAUACCGCUGAUUAAAGCAUGAGCUCUCAAAAUUUUAAUCAAAAUAAAAUAACAAAUUAUUGUAAAGUUGCAACACUACAUAUUUAUUAUUAUUUUUUUUUAGUAAUACAAUUUUAAAAUAAAAAUAAUGAAAAUACACACUGCAAUUAUAUAUACAUACUAUGUAAUAAUUAAAAACUACAAUACGUACAUACAUUUUAAAAACCCUUUAAGUCAAAUUUUUUUUUUAAAACUUUGAUAACUCGAAAACUUAAUAAGUCAAAACUCAGAAGAAGUGCAAUUUUUUUCAACUUAUCAAGGUUCCAACUAAAUCUGUGCAUUAGAUUUAUAUUAUUUAUAAAUAUUAUGAGAAAUAAUUUAUUUAUAUUGUAUUUAGGAAACAAUUGGAGAGCUAAUAUUACAGAUCCAGAAACUGGCCAAUGUUCUAAUAUUAUACUAUGUUUAACAGAAAGGUCAGUUUUUAUUAUUAUUGACUUGUGUACUAAUUAUUUUUGUAAUAGCUAAAUGUACUAAUUUAUUGGUUUAGAGAUUUAAAUGAAAGAAGUUCUAUUGACGGUCAUUUGCUUGCUACGUGGAGCCGGGAUUCAAUUAAAAGUUGUGUCAAAAUUAGCUUUGAUCCAAUUAAAAUUCAAUUAAACUUUAUGACUAUUCGAAAAAAUUUGAGUCAAAGAAUAUAUGCAAUGAGUGACUGCGAUGCAAAAGUAAAUUAAAGCAUUCAUUUUAUGACUGGACUUCUAUUGAUUAUUCAAGUAGUUUUAUAUAAUAUUCAGUAUUCAAACAUGAGGGGGCUAUGUAGUUUUUGUUUCAAAUUCAAAUUAUAUUAAAACUUGGAAAUGAUAAAUUCAUGCAAAUUUUUACAUCAUAUAUAUUUUAACAUGUAUUAAAUGUUAUCUUAUUUUUUUCCAAUGUUUAUUUGAAAUUAAAUAAAACAAACUUCAGGUAUAAUGUAUAAAUUUUAUUUUUCUUUGCAAAAUAAUUAUAAAUUAGCCCAUAUCAAUGCAUUUAAUACUAAAUAUUAUAUUUACAGUAUAAGUACAUAUACAGUAAAACUUCUGUUAAAGGUCACCCCUGUGUAACGAUUAGUUUUAUUUCUCCUGUUAAGUGUUAUGCCUCUAUAGGAAUCAUUCUUUCUAGUCUCUUUCGUGACCGUUAUAUGGAAGUUUUACUUUAUGAUGACAUUUUUUUGUUUUUUAGGAAUUUAUCAGCAUAAUUUGUAUGGAGCUAGAGUCAAGAACUUUAAGUGAAAUGGACCAAUUGGUAUUCAAGUGUGUUAAAUGUGCUACAGUAUUUUGUCAAGAAAAAAACACAUAUUUUAUUAGUAAGUACAUCAUAUUGUUUUCACAAAUAUAUAUUAAAUGUUCCUCAAAAACCAAUAAUCAGUAUAGACUCGGACACACGGUGCAGACCUACAUUAGUGCUGUAAGACUACUCAGAAGUUACAAAACACAUGGAAUAUUAAUUUAUAGACAGUUUAUGCCUAUAAAGAAAGUAAACAGUUUUUUAAGUUGAACACUUAUAAAUGCCGUUCACAAUAAUGAUACCUGUUUAACAAGGGCUGAAGUAGCACAUCAGGCAUUCCCAAAUAACACGUCAUACAUACCUACUAAGUAAUAUCCAACAAAAACAAUAAUCUUGCAUAAUUUGUGAAAUGUCACUCUCUAUACAAUUUUAUUAGAUUGCACUAGACAUUUUGUAUGAUACCUAAUAAUGUUUAAGCAAUCCAUACAAAAAAGAAACACCCUAAAAUGAACAAAUAAAAAAUAGCCUUCUCAAUUUUUCUCAACAAUUAGUUAAUUUAUAUUUACAAUAUUAUAUUAAUUAUGAAAAUUUGAAGCCUAAUUUUGUAAUAAAUUUAAAAAAGGUGACAAAAUGUUUUAGAAUAAUCAACUAGGUACAUUGUUUUACAUUACAUGUACAUAAUGUACAUUUUAAAUUUUAAAGAACGAAUAAUUAUUUUACAGAAGAAAAAAGAAGAAAUUGUCCUAAUUGUGAGUGCGGUACUGUUGUACAGAUAGAAGAAGAACUUUUGCCAUCUGGUUCUAAUAAAUCAAAUCAAUAUUCAGAAAUAAAUGAACAAAAUGUAAUAGAAAAAGAAAGUUCUAAUGAUUCAACACCUAUUAACUCAAGAUCUAGUAAGAUUAUAAAUACAUUUGAAAUUUUACAAUAAAGUUUUUUCGUGUAUUUUUUGUUUCUUUUUAGGUUCAGAAGAACCAGAAGAACGAAAAUUAUCUAUAAAUGAUAGUGAUGUUGAAAUUAUAAGUAAUACAAGUGGAAGUUCUAUUGAAGUACUUGAAGUGAUAACAGAGUAAGUCUUAAUUAUUGAUGUAUACAUUACUGAUUAUUGUAAUAAUUUAUUUUUAGUGAAAAAUCGAUCUUUAAAUAAUGUUAAAUUAAAGUCUGGUAUGUCAAAAAUACACAUCAAAUUAACAAAUCUACAUACAGUGUUGAUUAUUUUAUCCAUUUAACUUUAUACGAAACAUAUUAAUUUUAUUGAGUUUUUAAUCUGUAUCACAACAAAAAAUUUAAAAAAAACUUUACUGAAUAAUUUUAGAUUAUGUUAUUGAUUAUUAGUUUAACUAUAGUUUUGUGUCCUAUAAAUAGAGUAUUAUCUAAAGCUAUUAUGUUAAGGCUUAAUUUUUUAUUUAUUAGUCGUUUAGUAUAAUUUACACGUUAAUCUAAUUUGUUAAUAAAAAGUUGUUAUUUAAAAUGUUAUAGACCUGAGCCAAAAAAAGAAAGAAAAAAACUGACGGAUGUUCGAACUGAACUGACUGAAAGUAGCUCUUCUGGUUAGUAUUUUAACAAUUUUGUGUCUGUAGUAAGAAAACUAAUAUUUGUCACUAAAUUUUUUUUUAUCGUAACUAGCCACUUUAUAGUGAAUUUUUGUUCAUUUUGUAAAUUUUUUUUUUGUAUAAUGCAAAUUAUAUAAUAUAUUACAAUAAUACAGUUUAAUAAAAAAAAAAAAACCAUUUUGGUUAUCUUUAAAUUUUAAAUUCCUUCAACUUUUAAAUUAAGUUUACACAAAUUAAGAUAAUCUAUAAAUAUCAAAUAUUUACAAUAAUUUAUUUUUUAUUACUAUUUACUCAAUAAUUCUUAACCAAACAUAAAAUUAUAAUAUACAAUACUGUUCAUUUCUUUGAAAAAGUAACUAUUAAAAAGUUAACCUAAACCAGACCAUAAAGUUUCAAAUAAAUAAUUAUAAAUUGAAAACACUAAAUGCAUAAAUAAGUUUGCAAAAAAAAGAAAUAUAUAUGGACGAUUGUUUUGGCUAUAUAAUUAUUUUAUUUCUAAUGCCUUGUCGUUUAUUCUGUAAAUAAAUUGUAAAUUAGUCAAAAAUGGUUGUAUUAACAUAAAAAAAAAAAAAAAAAAAAAUACUAAUUAAAAUUGCUUUAUUUAACACGAGUUGUUUAUAAAAUAGAUUUAUAAAUUAUAAAAUUGAUAAUUAGACAUAUUUUAUAAAUUGUAUAGUGCUGUCUCACAAAAAAAUUUAAAUUAAAUAGCUUUUAAUAAACAUUAACCAAUCACAGUAUUAACGACUCAUUGAUUUAAAAUAAUUUAAAACCUGUUCAUUGAGUUGUUUUUGCAUUUUAAUUUAAUUAAUAUUAAUAAUAGGAUCAAUGACGGAUAGUGUAUGUACCGCUUAUGAAAGUAAAAAGAAACGCAAUGACAGUUCAUCAACGAUAAGAGGUACUGUAUUUGUAACUAAAUCUAAAACAAGAAUCUAAUGAAUAUAUUCAAAAUAUAUUGUUUGUACACUAGAAACAGGAAGUUCUAAGGUUCCAUCUAUAGUAGAUAUACCUAUUCAGUUCUCUUAUACUGAUUUUACUACAGUUGACCAACGAUUAAAAUAUUAUGUUCAAGAAAAAUUCUUCUGGGAAAAUGAGGAAUUUGUGCUUAUUUUUCGGGUAUGUUUUAUUCUUAAAUUUUAUUUAAUUUUUUUUUUUAAUUUAAAUUAAGUCUUAAUUUUGGUUUUACUUUUUAGUGCAAUUGUAUAAUGACAAGUCCCAAUCACAGAGUUGAUGGGUGUGCGAUCAUAUCUACCAGGGCAUUUUAUGUGUUCAAAUAUAUUGGCCAAACAGAUGAAUUGUAAAUUUAACUGAAUUAAAUAAAGUUAAUAAAUAUAUAAAAAUAAAAUGAAUAAAUGAAUUGAUGCGUCGCCUGGAGUAUUAUGAUAAGUGUAUUAUAUCGGUUUCGAAUAGAAAUUCAUCAUCAGCUAUGUCACAGUUAAAAUGUAAAACGCGACGUCGUGACUUGUAUAUUCAGGCGACAUAUUCAUUUAUAUAUUUAUUUACUUUAUUAUUUUAUUAUUAACUGAAUUGUUAACCUAUGCUAGUUUUGUUCAUUACUCAUAAACGAAUUUCUUAUGUAGCUUACAAAAAGUGUCCAGUCAUCGAUUAAGUCUUGUCAAGUCUAUAGCCACCCUUCCGUGGAAUAUCGGUUUAAGUAUUUGUGUCAGCCAACCAGAUAAAGACAUGAAAUAUACAUUUGUUCUCUUCGUGCCUCACAUUACCACACGGUUAAUUGCAAUCUUAGAAAGUAUGUGUUUACAAAAAUAAACUAUCAUUCCUGUAGGUAUCUGUCAUUAACAACGCCAUAAAUUGUUGUUAGGUAUAAAACCAUUUGAACAACGAGACGUAUUAAUUUCAUCUCCAAACACCAACUCCUAUCUAUAUGUCAAUAAUAUUCUUUACAAAAAUGAACUACACUUGCCUAUUAUUCAUGUGGUGUUCUGCGAGUGUGCAACUAUAACUACAGACAAUGGUAUUGGCAAUGUUUUUUAAUUUGUUUUUGACUAUAGGACACAAAUAUAAUAAUAAUAAUAUUUGCUUCAGGACUUGUGGAAGUAAUAGACCUACCCGGCGUUGUGAUAACCGAAUACGAAUUGGUAGUAUUAGCCGGGGAAUGUGCAUGGUUGCUUCCUUACGAAAACAAUUUUCCCACGUUAUCUCAUGUACAACACAUGACUGCUUUUAAUUAUGUUGUAAGAUACAUACAUUCAGAACAAAAUAUGUUUUUAAAUACUUAUUAUUAGUAUUAUAAAUGUUAAAAUAUGUAAUUAUUUAUUUGUGUAGGAUAAAAAUGAAGAGACUCUUGGCUUGCACUUUAAUGAUAAUGUUUCAUGGUUAUUAAUAGUGAACCAUCUUGAAGCUGAUCACGUCAUGGGAGAAACAAUACGUAUAUUAAGAAAUGCUAAGCAAAAGUCAUGUGCUGCCAUAGAAUUGGCUAAAUUAAAUUGCUCAACUCCAGUUAAUCGCAAAAUCAUCCAUUAA
Messenger RNA from Cinara cedri, 12794 nucleotides. The record is from the annotation of a GenBank genome assembly. Lineage: Eukaryota; Metazoa; Arthropoda; Insecta; Hemiptera; Aphididae.